GAAAUCGAAUCCAUUUCGACAUAGACAUAUCUGUCAACAUCAAUCCGAAGUGCCCCCACAUUCAAUAAUGCAAAGGAUUGUUUUUUUUUUUUAAUUGAUGCAACAUGCUGCCAACAAUUUGCUGAAAUAAAGCGUAUCAUUCUGACCCAAGCAGAGACCGUACUAAAUGAUUGUGUGUGCCUAAUGGCAUACCAGACAGAAGUCUAAAUUGAAUACGUUUAGAAAUGUGGUACCAUGAUGUUUCUAGGAAGCAGAAGAACCCUCUCCAUUCUUGAACUUGUUCUUCUCAGUAGCAUUGACAUCAUCAACUCUACGAUCAGAGAGUCAAGGAGUAGUGAUCCCUUUGCUCAGACUUUGUCCUUGUUUCCAUCCCAAUCUAAGAAGAUCAAGCUCUCUCAGCUUCCAUGGCUUGCCUCUCCUCGUAAUCGUUGGCUAAACAGAUUGGGAGCCAUCUUGACCAGACUGACAGUGGAUUUGUCAUCAUCUGACGGCGGAUGAAGAUCUCUCCACCUAGGCUACCAUUUUUCAAUUCAGAAAUCUGAUGAAUUUAGGCCUUUCAUUUUUUUUAUUUUUUUAUUUUUAAUAAAACACCAAGCCACCCACUUAGGCUAGAGAGAGAGAGAGACAGAGAGGAGAUAUGAGAUCGGAUCCGGCGUACGGUCGGCGCGUGAGCGUACGUGCUGUUGUCGAAAUCUUUCUCCUACCGUUAAAGAGGUUUUUCUUGCUUCUUCUUCAUCGCCUCUCACCGAACGCCUUGUCUGAGUUCUGGAUUGGAGCCAUCCUCCAACGGUGGUUCCUCGCUUGGAGGGCAGACUCGCUUGCGUGGAGGUUCAUGGCGUGAGAAGAUAGGCUUGCAUGUUCAAGUGGUGAUUCCGGGAGAUGGAGGCUAUCACAGAUCCGUCAACGCCGGCUUUUCUCCGGGAGGUGGAGGCUCCCUCAGCUUCGCCGCCGCUGGUUCUAGUUUCCGGAGAAGGAGAGGUUUUCUCUGCUCCGUCUUCGCCGGUUUUGGCUCCGGAGGGUAGAGGCUCACAUAGCUCUACGCUGUCGGUUUUGGAACCCGUAGUCUUUUGGGGUUUGGUUACUAGUUUGGCUUUGGUGGAAGCUGCGUUGUGGCUCUUGUCGUCAGGAUGAUUGUUCGGGUCAGAAUGGAUGAGAUUUCGGUAGAAGAUGAAGCUCUCCAUCGACAGCGACGACGACAAGAGAAGAAAAGCAGAGGUCUCGAGUCUCGGGCUUAAAAUGCCCAGUAGGCGGCGUGUGAUGAUUGGGAUGAGCUCUCGGUUAGUACGAUGACGCUCUCUGUGACAAGUUCGACGGUGUAGAGCCGUUCAAGGUUCGGUGGACCCAUCGGGAUGAGACAAGAAGAUGAUAAGCUGACACGUGCUUCUGGAUAUGGCCAGUGUCGGUGAUGGGCUUUUAAACUUUAAGUCCAGUCUUUUAGUUUGUUGUUGGUUUAGUUAUUCGGAUCGUAGGCUAUUUUUUUUGUAAGGAUUUUGGACUGGGUCCUUCUCUAUUUAAUGAACAAAAACUUGGAAAAAAAAAACAUAGGCUUGGUUCAUAAAAAUAGUAUGAGAAAAACAGACUAUUUUUAUAAUUCUUGCAAAGCUUUUAAUUCAUAAAUGUUACUACAUAAACCCUAGAAACGUCUAAGUGCGAUCUCUCUCUCUCUUCCUAAAGAUAUGCGGGUGGUGAAUCCAUCCUUGUGUAUCGACGGUGCACAACCAUUGGUGUACCUCCCUCCUCCUCGCUCUUCUCAUUUUCCCGCUAAUGGAAAAUUCCAUGGGCGUUGUUACUAUCCUACGAGCGUUUCUAUGCAAUCCCAGAGCCAGUCAGUUGCAAGUAAAGGAGGAGCCAAAAGAUUUGGUUUCAACUCUAAUAGCAAAAGAUCUGUCUUUGCAUGUAACGCUGCCCUGAAUGCAAAAUGCAGUCAAGGGCAAACACAGACUGUUACUCGAGAAUCACCAACAAUCACUCAAGCUCCUACACAUGGAAAGGAGAAAUCCCCAAAGCUUGAUGACGGUGGAAGCGGGUUCCCACCCCGGGAUGAUGGUGGUGGUGGGGGUGGAGGAGGCGGUGGAGAGAGCUUCUCAGGUGGAUUCUUCCUUUUCGGGUUUCUUAUGUUCAUGGGUUACUUGAAAGAUUUGGAGGGCGAACAUGAAACCAGCCACUAGCUAGAGAGGGGAGGAAGGGGAAACAGACAGACAGACAGACAGAUCUCUAGACAAAGUAUUGAACCAGAGAUAAUAAAGUUUCUACUAGUGCUAGCAAUUAGGCACAUAUUUGUAUGUUUCAUCAAUUUUGAUCAUGAAUCAGACAGAUUUUUGUUAUCUCUGACAUAAAACAAAAUGCUUCAACUUUAUAACAAAUGUUCGAACUGAGGUUUGGGA
This is a messenger RNA of Brassica napus (rape), 2384 nucleotides long. Its product is annotated as protein YELLOW LEAF 1, choloroplastic-like. The coding region runs from base 1677 to 2168 and encodes 163 amino acids. Gene Ontology annotation, biological process: thylakoid membrane organization; chloroplast organization. Lineage: Eukaryota; Viridiplantae; Streptophyta; Magnoliopsida; Brassicales; Brassicaceae. The transcript is spliced from 5 exons. The record is from RefSeq and is a predicted model, not a curated record. Gene Ontology annotation, cellular component: chloroplast.